AUGUCCAACAACAGCUCUGUGAGUGAAUUCCUCCUGCUGGAAUUCGCAGACAUGCGGGAGCUGCAGCUCCUGCACUUCGCGCUCUUCCUGGGCAUCUACCUGGCUGCCCUCCUGGGCAACAGCCUCAUCCUCAGCGCCGUAGCCUGCCACCACCGCCUCCACACCCCCAUGUACUUCUUCCUCCUCAACCUCGCCCUCCUCGACCUGGGAUGCAUCUCCACCAUUCUGCCCAAAGCCAUGGCCAAUGCUCUCUGGGACACCAAGACCAUCUCAUAUCAAGGAUGUGUUGCACAAGUCCUUUUCAUAGUCUUCUUUUUUGAUGCAGAGUAUUCCCUUCUCACUGUCAUGGCCUACGACCACUACGUUGCCAUCUGCAAGCCCCUGCACUACGGGAGCCUCCUGGGCAGCAGAGCUUGUGCCCAGAUGGCAGCAGCUGCCUGGGGCAGUGGCUUUCUCAAUGCUGUCCUGCACACGGCCAAUACAUUUUCCCUGCCGCUCUGCCAAGGCAAUGCUGUGGAGCAGUUCUUCUGUGAAAUUCCCCACAUCCUCAAGCUCUCCUGCUCAGAUGCCUACCUCAAAGAACUUGAGCUACUUGUUUUCAGUUUUUCCUUAGUCUUUGGUUGUUUUGUUUUCAUUGUGGUGUCCUAUGUACAGAUUUUAAGGGCAGUGCUAAGGAUGCCCUCUGAGCAGGGCCGGCACAAAGCCUUUUCCACGUGCCUCCCUCACCUGGCUGUGGUCUCCCUGUUUCUUAGCACUGGCAUAUUUGCCUACCUGAAGCCUCCCUCCAUUUCUUCCCCAUCCCUGGAUCUGGUGGUGGCUUUUCUAUACUCAGUGUUGCCUCCAGCAGUGAACCCCCUCAUUUACAGCAUGAGGAACACGGAGAUCAAGCAUGCAGUGAGGAAACUAUUUGAAUACAUCUUUCUUCAGCAGAAAUAA
This is a messenger RNA of Anas platyrhynchos (mallard), 936 nucleotides long. Its product is annotated as olfactory receptor 14C36-like. Gene Ontology annotation, molecular function: G protein-coupled receptor activity; olfactory receptor activity. The record is from RefSeq and is a predicted model, not a curated record. Lineage: Eukaryota; Metazoa; Chordata; Aves; Anseriformes; Anatidae. Gene Ontology annotation, biological process: G protein-coupled receptor signaling pathway. Gene Ontology annotation, cellular component: membrane.